AUGGGCUUAAUUGAGAAGGCGAAAGAUGCAUUGCAUCUCAACAAAGACAAGACGGCUGGCGAGGCACCCCUGAGCCCGACGACUUCAUCUACACCCGCGUUCGACUCGAAGAAAGUAAUGGUUAUCUAUGUCCUCGGAGGACCAGGAGCUGGAAAGGGCACACAGUGUGCUCAUAUAGUUGAGGAUUUCGGGUUUGUUCAUCUAUCAGCCGGUGACUUGCUACGUGAAGAACAAAAGCGCGAGGGAUCUACAUAUGGAGCGCUUAUCAGCGAGCACAUUCGCAAUGGAACCAUUGUCCCCAUGGAGGUCACUGUCAAGCUGCUCGAAAAUGCCAUCCGUGCUAAUCUUGAGCAGCCACAUCCCGGCUCGGCCUGGCAAAACGGACACGGUCGGUUCUUGGUCGACGGAUUCCCCCGCAAGAUGGACCAGGCGAUCAAGUUUGAUGAAACUGUCUGCAUGUCUAGUUUUGUCUUGUUCUUCGAUACGACUGAGGAGGUUAUGCUUUCCCGUUUGCUUGAGCGGGGGAAGACUAGCGGACGCGAAGACGAUAAUGUAGAGAGCAUCAAGAAGCGUUUCCGUACGUUCGUUGAGACAAGUAUGCCUGUGGUCGACAAAUAUCGUGCCGAAGGGAAAGUCAUAUCGAUUGAUUCGACACGCCCAAUCGAAGUCGUACAUGCAGAUGUGCAGAAAGUCCUACGUGAGGAACUCACAAAGCGCGGUCUCCCGGAAAAGUAA
Rhizoctonia solani is the source of this 735-nucleotide messenger RNA. Its product is annotated as adenylate kinase. Gene Ontology annotation, cellular component: nucleus; cytoplasm. Gene Ontology annotation, molecular function: UMP kinase activity; ATP binding. The transcript has 5 exons. NCBI's taxonomy places the organism in Eukaryota, Fungi, Basidiomycota, Agaricomycetes, Cantharellales, Ceratobasidiaceae. The coding region runs from base 1 to 735 and encodes 244 amino acids. The record is from RefSeq and is a predicted model, not a curated record. Gene Ontology annotation, biological process: UDP biosynthetic process; 'de novo' pyrimidine nucleobase biosynthetic process; CDP biosynthetic process.